Peronospora matthiolae is the source of this 405-nucleotide messenger RNA. Lineage: Eukaryota; Oomycota; Peronosporomycetes; Peronosporales; Peronosporaceae. The record is from the annotation of a GenBank genome assembly.
AUGAAUAUGUUGGAUGAUGAAGAUGACCAAAGCUUUCACGCUACGCGUGACGGCUACUCCCAUUUGAGCAAUGUCGAAUGGGAUGCGGUUGAACGAAUGGGUUCGACCAUGGGCAUCCAUGCUGUUAGCGUCAUGCUAGAGGCUCUCAAUAGAGAUGCCCAACAUGCUACUAUCGCCAAGUUCAUUCAAAAUGAACUUGACGCAGAACGCGAGAAAGUAGCCUUGCUUCACCAACAAGUUUCUCAACAAGCAGAGUUGUUGAGAGAACAGGGUGCUCAACAGUUUGAACUGUUGAGACAGCAGCAGGCUGCUGCUGGUGGGUCGAUGCACUCGCGUCGACCCGAGACCUUGAAGAUUGACAUCUCCAAGUAUAGGGGAGUCGAAGGGGACUCUUUGUUAAGAUAG